Messenger RNA from Arctia plantaginis, 1122 nucleotides. NCBI's taxonomy places the organism in Eukaryota, Metazoa, Arthropoda, Insecta, Lepidoptera, Erebidae. The record is from the annotation of a GenBank genome assembly.
AUGCAGGACGAUAAAAAUGCAAUUUUUCAAAUGCGUUUCCCACAAAAGCUGUGGUAUUUACUGAAUUUACGAACUGAUGCCAUAUUAUGGGGUGGUACUGGAAGAACCAUUUUGUUGAAUUACCGCGUCCUCCAUAAUUACUUACAAUGUGAUCAUUCAAUAUUUAAAACUACUAACAUUUCAAGCUUUGUGCGACAACUUAAUUUAUACGGCUUUCGUAAAGUUACUUCACAUUUACAAGAUCCUCUUUGUAAUUCAAGUAAUCCAUACAUGCAUGAAUAUGUUCAUGACUACUUUCAAUACGGGCGACCUGAAUUACUCAGCAAAAUAACACGUAAAGCAUUGGCAAUGAAAAGGAAUUUUAAACCAAAGAAUUUGUACAGCAAUGUUGAACAAUUACUUUACCUAACACCACUUCAAAAGGCUCGCAGAGCCCUACAUAUAGCAUUAAAGAAGGCUGCCCAAGAUUUAUAUGUACAAAGUUCACCAAAGGAAUUCUGUAAUUUGAAGUUUGAAUGUGACGAUUCCCAAGAUGAUUACUGUGAAGAUGAUGAGAACAUAGAACUCGAUUGGUUAAUGACCAAUGAUAACACAAGUACAGAAAAAGCUCUCCCUGAAACAGCCACUGAUCCUGUUCCUAAGAUUGAAAUUACAGUUUCUAUGAAAGAAGAGACACACAGCUACAGAAAUACAUCUCAAGAUGCUCUGAUGAACUUCAAUGAUGAUACAUGUCAGCACAGUAAUGACAACUUUGCAGCACCAUUUCUGAGCAUGCCAGACCUUGACCCAGAACCCUCUGGAGAGAACUCUGGUGUUGAGUUAUUGGGAGAGUUUAAUAUCGACAAUGAUGCUGAUCAGGACAUUGCUAGAAAGAUUGGAGAAAAGGAAGUAGAUCACAACUUCUUGAAUUGUGUCCUUCCCUCAAUCAGUACAGACCACAUUGAUGAUGUCUCUAUGUCUAUGACUGAGAAAAAUAAUGAUGAUUCAGAUCAUUACCAUGGGGAAUGGGACCAAAUGUUUAAUGAUAUUAUGACCAAUAAAGGAAACAAUCAAGAGUGUGGCUCUGAUUUAAAAGAACUCUACUGUCAAAUCUCCAAAACUAUAGACUUGUUAAACUCUUAG